AUGACAGUUAAAGUACUAGUUUUACAUCUGAGUAGUCCUAAGAGGUAUGUUUCAAUAUUAAAACGAGAGAAGCUCCUUGAGGUGUCAGUUGCAGUAGAAGAAAUACAUCAGGGUGUUGACAAGUGUGUGGAUGUUGAAG
Messenger RNA from Funneliformis caledonium, 139 nucleotides. NCBI's taxonomy places the organism in Eukaryota, Fungi, Glomeromycota, Glomeromycetes, Glomerales, Glomeraceae. The record is from the annotation of a GenBank genome assembly.